This is a messenger RNA of Betta splendens (Siamese fighting fish), 2641 nucleotides long. RefSeq names its product retinol dehydrogenase 7-like. Gene Ontology annotation, molecular function: oxidoreductase activity. NCBI's taxonomy places the organism in Eukaryota, Metazoa, Chordata, Actinopteri, Anabantiformes, Osphronemidae. The coding region runs from base 146 to 1105 and encodes 319 amino acids. The transcript is spliced from 5 exons. The record is from RefSeq and is a predicted model, not a curated record.
CAAGUAUGUGCUGGUGAAGCCUGUGUCGUCCCGUACACUCCUAUAUGAAGCUGUUAGACCGCUUCCUCUGAGGCUCCGCUCUGCUGCUGCUGCGUGAAACGGACGGAACCAGCUCAGACGUCCAGAACCCGUCGGUCCUGCAGCCAUGUACCUGUACCUCCUCGCCCUGGUGGUGUUCUACUACCUGUACCGCUGGGUCAGGGAGCUCCCCAGGGUCCCCGACAAACACAGCAAGUACGUGUACAUCACGGGCUGCGACACCGGCUUCGGCAACCUCCUGGCCCGGCACCUGGACAAGCAGGGCUUCAGAGUGAUCGCCGGCUGCUUCACGGAGAAGGGCGAGGAGGACCUGAGGAAGUCCUGCUCCGGCAGCCUGACUGCAGUCCACCUGGACGUGACGUCUAAAGACAGUGUGGCCAAAGUGGCCGGGGUGAUCAAGGACAAAGUGGGGGAACGGGGACUGUGGGCCGUGGUGAACAACGCGGGCGUGAACGUUCCCUCCCCGGCGUGCGACUGGCUGACCAUCGACGACUACAAGUCAGUGCUGGACGUGAACCUGAUGGGCGUGAUCGCCGUGACCCUGAGCGUCCUGCCGCUCAUCAAGAAGGCCAGGGGGAGGGUGGUGAACGUGGCCAGCGUGGCUGGGAGGAUCAGUGUUCCUGGAGGCCCAUAUCCUGUGUCAAAGUUUGGUGUGGAGGGCUUCAACGACAGCCUGAGGCUGGGCAUGAAGCCCUUUGGUGUCAAAGUCCUCUGCAUUGAGCCAGGCUUCUUCAAAACCAGCAUGACAGACUCUGCUCUCCUGGGUGAAAAUGUCAAAAAGCUGUGGGACAGACUUCCCCAGGAUGUCAAACAGGACUACGGGGUAGAUUUUUUGCCAAAGAUGUUACAGAUGCUGACUGAAAAGCUGCCCAGCCUGUGUGACGGGGACCUGAUGAAGGUGGUGGGCUGCAUGGAGCACGCCGUGGCUGCGGUCCGGCCCCGCACCCGCUACUCCCCGGGCUGGGACGCCAAGCUGUUCUGUCUGCCCAUGUCCUACAUGCCCAGCUGCAUUACUGAUUACAUACUGCUGAGGAACUUCAUUCCAAUUACCAAGCAAGUGCAGUAACCUGUGCUGCACUCGCUUCGGAUGUUAUCACCCAUAAAAAAUGGGCUGAUCAGUACUAAUUAGCCCAUUCGUAUGGGCCAGUAGGUGCCUACUCUAAUUACUCGCUAACAGCUAGCAGCUAGCUAAGUUGCUACGUUAAGCAGCUACGGACAUUAUUGUGGCUAUGGUUCCGCUGAGAUAACACAAUACAGCUAGCUACUUUUAUGCUUGCUAAUAAAUCAAAAUAAAAAAAAAUCCAUCCUCCCGUCUGAACAACAAUCGCUCAACAGCGCCCCUACUGACUCUGCUGGUUAAAUCAUCUGAGCCAUGAUCAACCUUACGGAUCAAUGACGGCGACCUACUGCACCUACUCACCGCUGCCAGCAGGUAGGUGGGCACCUACCGGCUCAUACGUAUGGGCUGAUAACCACUGAUAAUGACCAUUGAAUGGCGUGGUAACGCCCGAAGCGGCUGGUUUUUUUUUUGUUGUAUUUGCAUUACAUCUGACAUAAAGAUGUGUUUUUAAAAAAAAAUCUCUGUGCUUUUGUUCAAGGCCACUCUGUCUACAGGUAGAUACAGGUCUGAAGCUAAUCGUGUCUUUGAUGAUAGGCCCGUGUGAAAGUUUAAGAAUGAAUGGCAAUAAAGCCUUUAUUUAUAAGGCUUGGUUACAAAGUUGAUACGCUGCAGGACUGUUUUUACAAAUCCACUUUAAAAUUUCCUUCCUUAUCUACUCCGGCUACUUCCUUCAUUUCUUUUUGUAUGUGUGCAAUGUGAUAAUGAAGCAGCCGCAGUUUCAUCUCUGUUAGCAGUUUUCUGACCGGUCAUCUUAUGAAGACAAAUGUAUUGUUUGGGAUUUUGAGAACAUAACUACUGUAAUCAGAGGUGAGCUGAACAGUACCACCUCCUGAUCAAUGCAGGGAAAACCAAGUAGACAGUGGACUUCCGCCGACGGCAGUCUGCUGUCAUCUCAUCGAUGCACAUCCAGGGAAUGGACAUUGAGAGAGUGGACUUUUAUACGCGGACUGCAUGUACGCAAUAAACUGGAAUGGACUCAUAACACGGAUGCACUGUACAGGAAGAGGCCACUCCUGAAGACCUUCUAUGACUCUGUGGUGGCAUCAGCCAUCCUGUACGGUGUGGUUUGCUGGAGCAGCAGCAUCACAGUGAGGGACAGGAAGAGACUGGACAGGGUCAUCAAGAAGUCCAGCUCUGUGCUGGGCUGCACUCUGGACACGGUGCAGGAAAAAGGUCCUGGCCAAACUGACAUCCGUCCUGGACCAGGACUCUCACCCACUGGAGGACUCGCUGCACUCCACCCUCGCUGUGUGAAGGAGAGAUAUCACAGGUCUUUCCUGCCUGCUGCUAUAAGACUGUUCAACCAGAACUGCAAACUGCAUUUGCUCUGUUCAUGGAUGUGUGCUUUGUUUAUGGAUGUGUGUAUGUGUGAUGAUUAUAUAGUUUCUCUUUACAUGUACUGUCUGUAAUAUUUACAAUAUUUCAGUUUUCUGCCAGAUAAAAAUCAAUGUUAUAUAUUCAAUAAAUCAAAGCAUUUCUUCA